This is a messenger RNA of Physeter macrocephalus (sperm whale), 2528 nucleotides long. RefSeq names its product epoxide hydrolase 3 (gene EPHX3). The transcript has 7 exons. Lineage: Eukaryota; Metazoa; Chordata; Mammalia; Artiodactyla; Physeteridae. Gene Ontology annotation, cellular component: intracellular membrane-bounded organelle. The record is from RefSeq and is a predicted model, not a curated record. Bases 1045 to 2127 code for a protein of 360 amino acids. Gene Ontology annotation, molecular function: hydrolase activity.
GGGGCGGGCCGACGCAUUCGCGGGACCAACUGGAGGCCGGCGUGGGGUAGAGGCAGCUGGACCACCGUUGGAACCAGGGCUUGGUGAAGGUGCUGCCAGGUCUCUCGGAGCCAGACCGAGGGGGGGUCGCGCGCUCCAGGGCGGGGAGCCACCAGAGGCGGGGGGUGGCGACAGGGGCUCCCGAGGCCUCCUUGGGCCGCGGCGACCGCCCGCGCCUCCCUCCUAACCCCAGGUACGGCACUGCCUGUCCCACCCCCCCCUUCCGCUUCCGGGCCCACCUGACCCGCCAUAUUAGUUCCGACUCCGCCCCUCCGUCUCAUUGGCCCGUUUCCAGGCCGACUCGCAGCUCAUUGGUCCAGCCCUCGCACCCAAGUCAUCCAGGCCCAGCCUCGGGCCUUCUUCGCCUAACGUUAGGCCCGCCUUCUCUAGGCUCCACCCUCAUUCCCACCCUCCUAAGCCACGCCCCUAACCCGUACAACGCUCCUAGGCCUAGUUGGGCCCACCUUUCCAGCUGGUAGGCCGCACCUACCCUGCAUUGCCCCGCCCCUUUGCUCUAGGGUCCGCCCAUUUCACCCACUGCGCCCCCUGUCUCCCGUUCGUGCAGGACCUGAGCUCCCUCUAGACUUUAGACCCCUCCCACACACCCAACUCGGGAGUCCUACUAGGCCCCGUCCCUUUCUUAAGCCCCACCCAAGCCUUUCUAGGUCCCGCCCACAGUCCUAGCCCCUAGCAUCCCUUCUCCCCAAGGCUCCACCCCAGAGCCUGGUCCUGGCAGGCUCCACCCCCGCCGCACCUCAAGCCUUGCUCCCUGUCACUGUCGCGCCUGGGUGUUUACCUAGCCCUUAGGUGAGUCGUGCGCGGUGGCGGUUUCGGUCUGAGCCGCCCGCCUCUUCUCUCGGUGCGUUCCUCAAUCCCCGACAGCACGGGGUGGGGGCCCAGACCAAAGGCAGCGGGGUCCCCAGCCCGGAUUCCGCCUCGCUGCUGCUGCCCGCGUCCUCCGCCCAUACCCCAGACGGCAACGCGGUCGUCCCAGGACGCGACGACAUGCCCGAGCUGGUGGUGACGGCGCUCUUGGCGCCGUCGCGCCUCACUCUGAAGCUGCUUCGUGCCUUCAUGUGGAGCCUCGUGUUCUCGGCGGCGCUGGUGGCCGCAGCUGUCUAUGGCUGCAUCGCCCUCACGCACGUGCUGUCCCGGCCCCGACGUGGCUGCUGCGGGCGCCCCCGGCGUACCCCACCCGCCUGCUUGAGCGACCCCACGCUAGGCGAGCACUGCUUCCUGACUCUCAGGAGUUCGGGCCUGCGUCUGCACUAUGUCUCCGCUGGACGGGGCAACGGGCCCCUCAUGCUGUUUCUGCACGGCUUCCCUGAGAACUGGUUCUCCUGGCGCUACCAGCUCCGGGAGUUCCAGAGCCGCUUCCAUGUGGUGGCUGUGGACCUGCGGGGAUACGGCUCCUCUGAUGCACCAAGGGAUGUGGACUGUUACACCAUCGACCUGCUGAUGGCAGACAUCCAGGAUGUCAUUCUGGGCCUGGGUUACUCCAAGUGCAUCCUUGUGGCCCAUGACUGGGGUGCACUCCUAGCCUGGAAUUUCUCCAUCUACUACCCAUCCCUGGUGGAGCGGAUGGCAGUGGUCAGCGCUGCCCCCAUGUCGGUGUACCAAGACUACUCUUUGUGCCACAUGGGCCAGUUCUUCCGUUCCAACUACAUGUUCCUGUUCCAGCUCCCCUGGCUGCCCGAGAAGUUGCUGUCCAUGUCUGACUUCCAGAUCCUGAAGACCACCCUCACCCACCACAAGAGGGGCAUCCCACACUUGACCCCCAAUGAGCUCGAGGCCUUCCUUUAUGGCUUCUCACAGCCCGGUGGCCUCACUGGGCCCCUCAACUACUACCGAAACCUCUUCAGGACCUUCCCCCUGGAGCCCCAGGAGCUGGCCACACCCACCCUGCUGCUGUGGGGGGAGAAGGACCCCUAUUUUGAGCAAGGGCUGGUGGCGGCCAUCAGCAGCCGUUUUGUGCCAGGCCGGCUGGAAGCCCACAUCCUGCCAGGCGUGGGGCACUGGAUCCCCCAGAGCAACCCUGAGGAAAUGCACCAGUACAUGUGGGCCUUCUUGCAAGACCUGCUAGACUAGGGGCGCUCGCUCACUGGCUUGCGUGCACCCAGGCGUUCUCACAAUGUAUUUACAUGGGUGAACUUCUGAUGCACACAGGUGUGGAACUCCUAGAUUGCACACAAGUGCGUCUGUGGGUGCCCGCAGGCACACCAUCCCCAUAUGCUCACACACAGUCAUGAGUGUAUGCAUGUGUGAGCAAGCACUUUGACCCCAGGAACGAGGUACGCCUCUCUGUGGAGCUGGAUGCUGGGUGUCCUAUCUCUCCCCUCCAUGAGGCCCCGCUCUUCUCGCCAAAGGCAGUGCCCAGAGUUGCAUAGACCAUGAACUCUGACCUGGCUUCCACCUCCAGUCUGAGUCUUCAGCUAAAUACUGCUCUGUCCAAUAUAGUACUGGUAGCCACGACUGGUUAUGUCAAUUUA